Molecule: messenger RNA, 2205 nt
Organism: Bathycoccus prasinos
Lineage: Eukaryota; Viridiplantae; Chlorophyta; Mamiellophyceae; Mamiellales; Bathycoccaceae
Product: ATP dependent RNA helicase, putative
Exons: 1
Coding region: 1-2205 (734 amino acids)
Cellular component (GO): intracellular anatomical structure
Molecular function (GO): RNA binding; ATP binding
Source: RefSeq, a predicted model, not a curated record
AUGCACCCACCACCCUCGCGCUGCUCAAACUCGCGCCAUGAUGGCAAACGAGAACGAUUUCAACACCAACAACGAAAAGAUCAGAAUCAGAAUCACGUUUCUUCUUUGCGGCUCCCGAUUCAGAAACACGAGAGAGAGAUUUUGUAUCUCUUGGAACGACAUCAAGUGGUGAUAAUAAUAGGCCAAACUGGAUGCGGGAAAACCACGCAGAUCUGCCAAUACUUGAGAAAGGCGAAAUGGACCAUUCCUGGCGAGAAGAUGGUGUGCGUGACGCAACCGAGACGAGCGAGCGCGCAAACCGUUGCGAUGCGAGUGUGCGAGGAGAUUUUUGCUUCUAAUUCUUCUUCUUCUUCGCAACGGUGUUGUUUAGGCGGAACGGUGGGAGUGUCCGUGCGAUUUGAAACCAUGAAAUCAUCAGAGACGGAGAUUCUAUUCUGCACGGAUGGGAGUUUACUGAGAGAACUGUUGGAAGAUCCUUUGUUGCAAAAAUAUUCGGCGGUGAUGGUGGACGAAGCGCACGAGAGGAGUUUGAACACGGACGUGUUGCUGGGGUUGUUGAAGAAGGUGACGAGGAAGAGGAAAGAGUUGAGGGUAAUUGUGAGUUCGGCGACGAUUGAUGCCGAGGCGUUUCGGGAGUUUUUCCGCGCGGAAACAGAAGAAUUAGAAUUAGAGGAAGACGAAGAAGAAGAAGAGAAGGAGAAGAAGAAGAAGGGAAACGACGACGGGAAAUUUUCUUCCUCGUACGACCAACCGGCUAUUCUUAGCGUCGAAGGACGAAGGCAACAUCCAGUUCGAACGUUUUAUAGCGAAGAACCGGUGGCAAACUACAUAAAAGCAAGCGCGGAGUGCGCGAUGAAUAUAGUCCGGUUAGAUUUGCGGAAUAACCCGGGCGAUAUUUUGAUCUUCUUGACGGGAGAGAAGGAGGUGGAAGAGUGCGCGGAUAUCUUGGAGGAACAUUUGCUCUCGGAACGAUUGGAUAGAGAAGUUCUCGUUUGCCCGUUUUACGCGGGAUUAAAUAACGCGAAACAAGCGAGAGCGUUUCGCGCGCCACCGAGGAAUGCUCGCAAAAUUAUCAUAGCCACGAAUAUCGCGGAAACGAGCGUGACGAUUGAAGGCGUGAGUUACGUCGUCGAUUGCGGCUUUGUGAAAAUCAAAGCGUUCGAUUGCGAGAGGAAUUCGGAGACGUUACAAGUCGUGCGCGCGUCGAGUUCAUCGGCAAAGCAAAGAGCUGGGAGAGCUGGACGCGUUCGGCCUGGAACGUGCUUUCGUUUGUACCCUGAAAAAUAUUUUGCGAGUUUGGAUAAAACGUCCGCGCCGGAAAUAAUUCGCGCGGAUAUCGCCGGAACGAUUUUACAACUCAAAGCGUUAGGAAUCGAUAACAUCGCGCACUUUGAUUGGUUCGAAGCGCCGCCGGUAAAACACGUCGUCGUUGCGUUGGAACUUUUACACGCUUUGGGUGCGAUCGAUGACGACGCAAAGUUAACCUCAGUUGUUGGCGCUAAAUUAGCGGAGCUUCCGUUGGAACCAAAGCUAGGUAAAGCGUUGUUAGCCGGUUGCGAUUACGGGUGCGCCAAUGAAAUGCUCACAAUCUGUUCGUAUUUCUCGAUUGAAAACACGUGUUUUUUACCAGCGAGAGGAGGCACGACGUCGAGAAAUCUUCUGGACGAGGCAAAAGCGAAUUUUGCCGCUCGAGAAGGCGACGGUAUCACCUCUUUGAACAUUCAGAGAGGGUACGCGUGGAACGACCGCAAUCGUAGGGGAUUUUGCGAGGAAAAUUAUUUAAAUUUUCGCACCGUGCAACGCGUCCAAUCCGUUCGCGCGCAAUUGAAGAAACUCUUGACGCAAAGACUCGAUUGUAUGCUUAUUGACAAUAACAGAAGUAACGAUGAGGACAAAGAAAAAAAGCUCGAAUCGAUAUUGCGCGCGAUAUGCGCCGGUUUCUUCUCCAACGCGGCUACUUUGGCGCCGUACGGCGGCGGCGGAAGCGACGACGGCGCGGCGAAAUAUUUGACCAUUCGUAAUAAAAGGACGGUUUACGUGCACCAAAGUUCAAUACUCUACGGCGUGAGUAGUGGGUUACCGCAAGUGGUCGUGUACCAAACCGCCGAAGUGAAUAACGAAAAUAAAGAGUACAUUCGAAACGUAUCUUCAGUUGGAGAUUUGCGCUGGUUCAAAGACGUCGCCGGACACUAUUAUACCUUUUAA